Eimeria maxima is the source of this 2109-nucleotide messenger RNA. Its product is annotated as RNA binding motif-containing zinc finger protein, putative. The transcript is spliced from 7 exons. Bases 1 to 2109 code for a protein of 702 amino acids. Lineage: Eukaryota; Apicomplexa; Conoidasida; Eucoccidiorida; Eimeriidae. Gene Ontology annotation, molecular function: RNA binding. Gene Ontology annotation, cellular component: spliceosomal complex. Gene Ontology annotation, biological process: positive regulation of mRNA splicing, via spliceosome. The record is from RefSeq and is a predicted model, not a curated record.
AUGGACGGGAGCUUCCAAGCACCCCAUGGCGCCUCGGUGGGCCUCUCUGGAGGGCUCCCUCCCCUGCCAGGGGCUCCCCCGCCAGUUGGAGGUCUCCCAGCAGGAGCCUUUCCAGGGGCCGCCAAUGCUGGGGGAUCCCUCCCUCCUCUGCUUCCCGGGUUGCCCUACGCACCUCAGGCUCUCUUAGCUGGCCCAGGGGGGCCAGGGCUACCACCGUCGGUGUUGACUCCACCGCCUGCAAUAGGCCCUGGAUCUGCGGGAGGGGAAGACGGUGGAGCUCCAUCUGGUGGGCCUCCAUCGUGGACUUUAGAGGGUCGGGGCCGUGCCGAGGGCGCCCCGCGGCAAAGCUCAACCGGCGGCCGCAACUUGUACAUCCACAACGUUUCGAAGGAGGCACGAGAAGCAGACGUGAGGGCGUUUUUUUCGCAGUGCGGCGAGGUCGAAAGUGUUGCCCUGAGGGUCAACCAGCGAGUGGGGCCUAACGCUGUCUACGCGUUCGUUCUCUACAAAAACGCAGAGGACGCCAGACGAUGUUUCGAAACUCUAAACGGAAAAACGUUUAUGGGCCGCUGUGUCCGCGUAGAGUACCAACGAGGACGCACCGGGGGCCGCAACGGCGGGACAGAUGAUGCGGGGUCAGAGGCGGGCAGUGAAGUGCAUGGCGCUGCUGCUGCGGGAAGCAGCAGCAACAGCAGCAGAAGGCCAAACAGGGGCAAGCAACACACAGAAAGGGGUGGCAACCGCAGUGACAGGGACUGGGACCGACGGGGAAGACAACCCAUUAGGCCGAUGGACGACGAGCGGCGGGAUGGAGAUGCGCGGAUGAGGGACUGGGGCCACGACGAGGAGGCGAUGUAUCGCAGAGAUGGUCACAACGGUCUUAUGCUUCCAUUACAGCCACAGCCGCCACCGCAACAGCAACAGCCGCCCACGGAUCAACCGCAACAACAGCUGGAAGUGCCGGCAGCUCGCGAACCGCUUUUGCUAUUUCCUUUACUGCAGCAGCACCGUGCCCGCCACGGCUUCCCGUUUCUUAAGGAUUUCUCCUCGUCUCCACCUACUAUUCCUGCAGCGACGUCGGGGCUCCCAGCGGCCCCGCCAGGGACUGGGGCCCCGGCGGGCCCCUGCGGCGCUGGUGCUCAGUGGAGGUGGACUUUGGGCCGCAAUGACCGCAAGAAAGUUGCCGUCACGGCCCUUUGCUUGCAAGGGGAGGUUCCAUUGGAGAUGCAGCAGCUGCAGAGUAUGUUGAACGUCAGCCACCGCAGCAAGUGCGAGGAGUUGGCACUUAAACCUAUGGAUGCGGCUGUGUUGCUGGAGCCGGCCUCACCCGAGAACGAAGCUUCCUUCAAUGAGUAUCUGUCAUAUUUUAGGUCUAAAGAGCGGGCUGGCGUUGCAUGUUUGCCCGGUGGCGUGUUUUUGUAUUUCGUUCCGCCUGGUUUCCAAGCCUUCGACAAGUACAGAUAUCUCUUCCCGCAGCACCUGAGGAACAGCAACUCCGUGAUGGUUGGGCUUCUUGGCCCCUCUCCCCACUCGGGAUCUGCUACAGCGACGUCGCAUCCUGCACCCGAACAGCAGCAGCAGCCACAGCAGCAGUGGCAGCAGCAGUUACCGGCAUCAGGACCGCAACAAGCGUGGCCGCAGCAGCAACCUUGGCAACAGCAACAGCAACAGCAACAGCAACAGCAGAAGCAGCAGUCGUCGUGGCAGCAACCUCAGCUCCAGCAAGGCUGGUCGCAGCAGCAGCAGCCACCUUCACAAGUUAAACAGCAGUUUGGAGUGAAUCAGUCGUGGCAGCCGCAGCAGCCACAGCAGCCGCAGCAGCAGCCGCAGCAGCAGCAGUGGUCACCGGAUUCUCUGCAGCAACAGCAAGUACCACCGAUGCAGCAGCAACAGCAAGUACCUCCAGUGCAACAGCAACAACAGCCAUGGCAACAGCAACAGCACCAGCCACAGUCGUGGCAUCAACAGCAGCAGCAGCAGCAGCAAAGCGGCAAUUCGCAGAGCGGCUUGCCGGAACAGCAGCAGCAGCAACAGGAGGGACCAGCAGGAGGCAUUAGCUGGAUGCAGCAGCUUAGCAACAUGGCCGCCUUCUUAGGCGCCAAAAAGUGA